Acaulospora morrowiae is the source of this 1647-nucleotide messenger RNA. NCBI's taxonomy places the organism in Eukaryota, Fungi, Glomeromycota, Glomeromycetes, Diversisporales, Acaulosporaceae. The record is from the annotation of a GenBank genome assembly.
AUGAGCCGGUACAUCCUGUCACCCGUUGUUUUUCAGACCAGCGCCGACGUGGAUCUUUAUGUGAUCCAGACUUUUGGCAAGCUCGCCUCGCCCGAACGCAUUCGACAAUCGUGGCUCUCAGUUGCGACCUUGUAUUUAAACAUCGGAGAUUUGGCUCAAUCCGAAAAAUUUCUUUUGGAAUUGUUAAGAGUACAACCUCAUCAUAAAGAGGCCAAUGAUCUUCUUGGUACCGUAUACAGAAGGCAAGGCCGACUGGAGUUAGCCUUGGAAUUUUACGAGAGGCAAGAGAAAGCAGCUCUUUGCGAUAAGAAUGCUCCGCAAAUUCACGCCCUUGACGCCGCCGAAAUUUGCAUCCAAUUGGCAAGAAAGCAGAGCAAUGAAACUGAAAUAAAAAAACUUGUAGAUAAAUCUUUAUUUUGGAUUGAAAGGACGCGCCUUGCGAAUAAAAAAUAUGUCCCUCAAGCGGUGCAAUUAUUACAUAAAGCCUGCGACAUUCUCAUUCGACAUGCUGAGAGACAAUCCGAUAAACGAGGUUGCCUGAAACGUCGUAAAGGAAAUGCACCAGCGGUCGUCAAUUCUCAGUGGAUUAAUGAUUCGAUGAAAGAGCUGUUGACGGUGGAGGAAACCUUUAUCGAUCCCGGUUUACACGUGAUUCUUACGAAAGCCGUUCUAAAACUCAAAGAUUAUCAGCGCGCAUGGAAGCAUGUGGUUCAGCGUCGUUACAAUUUCGUCGAUAAUCUCGAGUGGAAUAUGUUUGUCAAAAAUACGUUUCAGAAACGUGCCGUUACUGAUAAUUCCAAAGAGACAUCACACGAGACCACAGAGAUGAUCUUCUUUGCUUAUGAUAACGUGGUCAGAUUGUCUUUGAAGUUUAAGUCAUGUGAUGAAUCCGGAAAACUUGUGAAGCAAUUUUCUGACCUUGUUAAUGCCUGGGAUCUAUCGUCACAAAAUGUUCAUCAGCUGGAAAAAUGGACUCGCUAUCAACAGGAAUACCGAUCUCGAAGUUUACGCCAUGAUGGUUAUUUCCAGUUGAAGAUAGCCUCUUCGGAUCUAAGUUAUUUCCGGUCCCACAAACGUCUUAUCAAAGACUUGUACCAAGGUGUUGGUGAGAAUAAUUUGAAGGAGGCGGGUGUCCUCAAAUGGUUGACCAGAACCCUGCACCACAUUGAUAAGAUAAUUUCUAUUGCUCCUUACGAUUUGGAUCGAUUUUUGACGGUUUCCGCAUGGCAUUUGGAAAAUGGUGUUCUUCGGGAUUGGUUGAGAGACAUUUUUCCGAGACUACUGGAUUUCCCAAAGGUCCCCAAACCGGAAUUACCUAUCGACAAGUCGCAGUCGUCGUCUUCCUUUCGAGACAUUACUUCGUUAUUUGUCAACGUUUCGUCUGGUGAUCAGUUGGGAGCCGGAUUUGCGCAGUUCCUGUCGAGACAAGAUGUGAAAAUAACAAAUCACUCCGCCGUAGAACCUCCGACACUGGUGGAUGUUGAGUUUUUCCUUUUAAUGCUCCUCGUGCAAAGACAUUAUCAUUGCGUCGUCGAAGGAGGAGCGGAAACGAUAGGUCAGAUUUUGUAUUUGGAAGCGAAAGGUCAUUGGAAACCGAGUGAAAGUCAGAGGAGGUUUUGGUGGACGCUGUUGAAUCUAUAUGGAAAG